Messenger RNA from Guillardia theta CCMP2712, 702 nucleotides. RefSeq lists its product as hypothetical. The transcript is spliced from 3 exons. The coding region runs from base 1 to 669 and encodes 222 amino acids. The record is from RefSeq and is a predicted model, not a curated record. Lineage: Eukaryota; Cryptophyceae; Pyrenomonadales; Geminigeraceae.
AUGUUGUUCCCUUUCACCUUCUCCCUGGUGCUUCUUACCCAUUACAUUCUUCCAUGUAUCUUGCUGACUACAAUCCUCAAGCGUUUCCGGUGCUUUGGGGAUUUGGAUGCUCCGGAUUGGAUCCUGGCCGAGAUCGCGUAUCUAUCAAAGAUAUCCUCUGUGCGCAUGAAACUCAUAGCGUCUCAAGUGAUCGCCAGCAUGAAGGGCCAGCCCCUAGAUUACGUCAAGAUUGCGAAGCUGACGGGAGACGCGGGGUUUGAGGUCUCGCAGGUGAAGGCAGCAGUUGCUGUCCUUGAGUACAUCCUGACGAACGCGGCGAAAUACGAUUGUGACGCGAAUGUGCUGGAGACGGAGUUACAGCAGCUGGGGUUGCCGAAGGAGCAUACUACAGCACUGUCACGCCCUUACAAAGAGAGCCAAGAGAGCCUGCGGCAUCAUCUUGCGAACCAGACGCUGAAGCUGCCAGGACUCACCAAGGUUGACUGGAGGUCGGAGGCAGUCUUAGGCUCGAGCUUGGGUAAGGACGUGCGUUCAGUCUCCGGUCAUCUUCUCCUGGAAACCGGAGGCCGCAAGGUCGGUUUCGAGAUCUCACAAGACAAGCUGACGGCCUUGCAUGGGGAACUGCUAGCAGCGAAAUCUUUGAUGGACAGUGUCAAGAACGGAAUUUAAUCUCCCUGUACAAAAUUAAACAUAACGUCUGAU